Scomber japonicus (chub mackerel) is the source of this 3396-nucleotide messenger RNA. RefSeq names its product AP-3 complex subunit beta-2. Lineage: Eukaryota; Metazoa; Chordata; Actinopteri; Scombriformes; Scombridae. Gene Ontology annotation, biological process: intracellular protein transport; anterograde synaptic vesicle transport; vesicle-mediated transport. Bases 1 to 3396 code for a protein of 1131 amino acids. The record is from RefSeq and is a predicted model, not a curated record. Gene Ontology annotation, cellular component: membrane coat; AP-3 adaptor complex. The transcript has 28 exons.
AUGUCCGACCGCUCUGCUUUCAACGACGAGAAAGGGGGCUCCUCCAGCGUCGGAGAGCCUGAAUAUGGUCACGACCCUGCAAGCGGAGGGAUCUUCUCCUCCGACUACAAAAGACAUGACGACUUAAAGGAGAUGUUGGACAGCAACAAAGACUCCCUGAAGCUGGAGGCAAUGAAGCGGAUCGUUGCUAUGAUCGCCCGAGGUAAAAAUGCAUCAGACCUCUUCCCGGCUGUGGUGAAAAAUGUGGCCUGUAAGAAUAUUGAGGUGAAGAAGCUCGUCUAUGUGUACUUGGUGCGUUAUGCCGAGGAGCAGCAAGAUCUCGCUCUGCUCUCCAUUUCCACAUUUCAGCGAGGCUUGAAGGAUCCAAACCAGCUGAUCAGAGCCAGCGCCCUGCGAGUCCUCUCCAGCAUCCGAGUCACCAUCAUCGUCCCCAUAAUGAUGUUGGCCAUCAAAGAAGCUGCUUCAGAUAUGUCUCCGUACGUCAGGAAGACAGCCGCUCAUGCCAUCCCCAAACUCUACAGUUUGGAUCCAGAACAGAAGGACCAGCUGAUUGAAGUCAUAGAGAAACUCCUCGCUGACAAAACCACGUUGGUUGCGGGAAGCGUCGUUAUGGCUUUUGAGGAGGUGUGUCCGGAGCGAAUCGACCUGAUCCACAAGAACUACAGGAAGCUGUGUAACCUUCUGAUCGACGUGGAGGAGUGGGGGCAGGUCGUCAUCAUCAACAUGCUGACCCGCUACGCCAGGACCCAGUUCCUCAACCCAAAUAUGAAUGAGUCUCUGCUGGAGGAGGGAAGCGGUGGGGAUAAGACCUUUUACGGCUCAGAUGAAGAUGAGGACGAGGAUGAUGAGGACAAGGAGAAGAAGGCCGAGGCUGCAGUAAUGGCCAAGAGGAAGCCGUACGUGAUGGAUCCGGACCACCGGCUGCUGCUGAGGAACACUAAACCACUUCUGCAGAGUCGCAACGCAGCUGUGGUGAUGGCUGUGGCUCAACUGUACUUCCAUCUCGCUCCUAAAGCGGAGGUUGGGGUGAUCGCCAAGGCUCUGGUCCGUCUCUUGAGGAGCCACAGUGAAGUCCAGUAUGUCGUUCUUCAGAACGUGGCGACAAUGACGAUCAAGAGACGGGGGAUGUUUGAACCGUACCUGAAGAGUUUCUACAUCCGCUCCACAGACCCAACCCAGAUCAAAGUCCUUAAGCUUGAGGUUCUCACUAAUCUGGCAAAUGAGACAAACAUUUCCACCAUUCUCAGAGAGUUUCAGACAUACAUCAAAAGUAUGGAUAAAGACUUUGUGGCUGCCACAAUUCAAGCCAUCGGCCGCUGCGCUACCAAUAUCGGUGAGGUGAGGGACACGUGUCUGAACGGCCUGGUGCAGCUGCUGUCCAACAGAGACGAGUUGGUGGUAGCCGAGUCGGUGGUGGUUAUCAAGAAGCUGCUGCAGAUGCAGCCGGAGAAACACAGUGACAUCAUCAAGCACAUGGCGAAACUAACGGACAACAUCCAGGUGCCGAUGGCGCGGGCCAGUAUCCUGUGGCUGAUUGGAGAAUAUUGUGAGCACGUACCUAAGAUCGCCCCGGAUGUCCUGAGAAAGAUGGCCAAGUCGUUUACUAACGAGGAGGACAUCGUCAAGCUUCAGAUCAUCAACUUGGCUGCAAAGCUCUAUCUAACCAACUCCAAACAGACCAAACUGUUGACGCAGUACGUUCUGAACUUGGCCAAGUAUGACCAGAACUACGACAUCCGUGAUCGGGCACGCUUCAUUCGUCAGCUCAUUGUGCCCACCGAGAAGAGUGGAGCCCUUAGCAAGUACGCUAAGAAACUGUUUCUCGCCCUCAAGCCAGCACCUAUCCUCGAGUCUCCAUUUAAAGAUCGAGACCACUUCCAGUUGGGUUCAUUGUCCCACCUGCUGAAUGCCAAGGCUGGGGGCUACCAGGAGUUGCCUGACUGGCCUGAAGCCGCCCCAGACCCCUCCGUGCGCAACGUGGAGGUGAAGGAGUCUGUUUUUGCGCUGCUCGAAAGAGUCACAACAUUAACGAGUGUGCCUGAAUGGACCAAAUGUAGCAGCAGAGAGAAGAGGAAGGAGAAGAAAGUGGAGAAGCCGUUUUACUCGGACUCAGAGGGAGAGUCUGGGCCGACCGAGUCCGCAGAUAGUGAGUCGGAUUCUGCCAGCGAGUCAGAAAGCGGCAGCGGCAGCGAACAGAGCGGGUCGGGAUCAGAGAGCGAAGAGAGCGAGGAAGGCUCCGAGUCUGAGGAAGAGGAGGAGGAAGAGGAAGAGGAGAAGGAGAAGAAGAAGAAAAAGAAAGAAUUUAAGAAGCCGGUGCACGAAAGCGAAAGCGAGCAGAGCAGUGAAGAGGAAGAGAGGAAGCACGAGAGGAAGAGCAAACAGCGUAAGAGUGACUCAGAGUCCGAAUCUGACGAAGAGGAUGAAAGCGAGUCUGAGAGCAGCCAAUCGGAGUCCGAAGAAUCCGAGUCUGAGGCCGAGGUCAAAAAGAAAAAAAAGGCGGCUGAAUCCAAACCUCCUCCUAAACCUGUCAAAAAAGAGAGCAAGAAAGAGAAGAAAGAAAUGUCUCUACUCGACCUUGAUGAUUUCGAACCUGCUCCGUCUCCUCAAGUGACGCCCGUCAACUCGUUCCUGUCAAACAGCCUGGUGACCGACCUGGAGGGAUUAUCUCUGUCUGACGCUGUUCUCUCCCCGGCAGCCAUCACUCCCUCCAGUGCGUUGAAGAGCUACGAGCUCCUGCACCGCAUCACAGGCGAGGGUCUGUCGGUGGAGUACUGCUUCAGUCGGCAGCCGUUUAACUCGGAUGCUAACAUGGUGGCGGUGCAGAUGCAGUUCACCAACAACGCCACCUCCGACACCAAGAACCUGCACAUGGAGGAUGUGAAGCUGCAGUCUGGGAUGAGGGUCAAAGAGUUCCCAGAGAUCGAGCUGCUGCCAGCGGGCGAGACGGCCACAGCUGUGAUGGGCAUCGAUUUCUGUGACUCGACACAAGCGGCAAACUUCCAGCUGUGCACUCACACCAGGAAAUUCUUUGUGUCGAUCCAGCCGCCCGUCGGAGAGCUGAUGAAGCCGGUGUUUUUGACAGAGAAUGAGUUUAAGAAGGAGCAAGGUCAGCUGAUGGGUAUGAAUGAGAUCACGGAGAAGCUGACCCUCGACGUGAAGUGCCGGAACGAACACACUAUCGUCCAGAAGGUGACCACGGCCGCCAACCUCAGCAGAGUCCCCUGUGGCUCGGAUAAAGAGUGCAGGUUCGCCGGCAGGACGGCCACCAGCGGCAGCUUGGUGUUGGUUACCGUGGGGACAAAAGAGGAAGGGGCCGCCCAGCUGACCGUCAACUGUGAGAAAAUGGUGAUCGGCACCAUGCUGGUGAAAGAAAUCCUCUUGGCUCUGACGCAGUGA